AUGUCGACCAAUCUGCAAGGGAAAGUCAUCACCGUCACUGGUGCGGGCAGCGGAAUGGGGUUAGAGACGGCCCGGAUGCUCGCCGCCCGCGGCGCGAAGGUGUCCAUGGCCGACGUGCAGGAGAAGGCCCUCCUCGCAGCCGCCGACGACAUCAAGCGGGCCGGCGGGGACGUCAUGGCGCAGGUCGUCGACGUGCGGGACGAAAAGGCCGUCGACGACUGGGUCGACAAGACGGUCCGCAAGUACGGCAGGCUGGACGGGGCUGUCAACCUCGCCGGCGUCCUCCCCAAGACGUUCCACACGCACUCGACGGAGCUGCAGGUCACCGAGGACUGGGAUUUCGUCAUCGCCGUCAACCUCACGGGUGUCAUGUACUGCAUGAGGGCUCAGCUGAGGAACAUGAACGACGAGGGCAGCAUCGUGAAUGCGUCUAGCGUUGCCGGGCUCCAGGGUUUCGAGAACAAUGUGGCGUAUGGAGCGUCCAAGUUUGGGGUCGUUGGCAUUACAAAGUGCGCCGCCGCCGAAGUGGGACCAACCCGGAGCAUCAGGGUUAACUGUAUCGCGCCCGGAACUUUCAAUACCCCAAUGUACGCCCAGGUUAGGGAGGCUCGAGGGGGCGAGCCUAUGCCGACGAUCCAAAAGAUCAAGCGAGAAGGGCAGCCGUCGGAAAUCGCAUCCCUGGUAAGCUGGCUUCUGUGCGAUGAGUCAAAGUAUAUCACAGGCACGGUCCAGGUUAUUGAUGGCGGUUGGAUUUGUUGA
Phialemonium atrogriseum is the source of this 759-nucleotide messenger RNA. RefSeq lists its product as uncharacterized. The transcript has 2 exons. The coding region runs from base 1 to 759 and encodes 252 amino acids. Lineage: Eukaryota; Fungi; Ascomycota; Sordariomycetes; Cephalothecales; Cephalothecaceae. Gene Ontology annotation, molecular function: oxidoreductase activity. The record is from RefSeq and is a predicted model, not a curated record.